Molecule: messenger RNA, 8391 nt
Organism: Helicoverpa zea (corn earworm)
Lineage: Eukaryota; Metazoa; Arthropoda; Insecta; Lepidoptera; Noctuidae
Gene: klar
Exons: 24
Coding region: 792-5594 (1600 amino acids)
Cellular component (GO): membrane
Source: RefSeq, a predicted model, not a curated record
UGCCCGCGCAGCUCACUCGUGUGUUCAAGUUCUCGCUGUUGCAAACGUAAACCGACUUUCCGAUACGAAUUUGGAACGUUUCCGACCGGUAAAGUCGGUUUAACUGUCGCUUUUAGGCGAACAAUUUUGCGACCGCCUAAAUUUCGCAUUGCGAUUGGCAGUGCGAUUGCUUCACUCUGUUACGCUACCGUCUUAACAGAUAACUGUGAAGAAACGUGUGCAAGCUUUGUGUGUUGCGGAGUCGGCAGAAGUCGGCAGAUUGUGCUUUAUCAGUGCUGUGGAAUGGAUGUGUUUUGUGGAAAGUGCUAAUUUUGUUUGGUUCGAGACUUGCGAUACGUUUCACUGAACGCGAUACAAAAAGUGGUUUUGUUAUCGAGUUCAUGUGACUACCGGAGUAUUGAUACGCUGUGCUUUCCCCCUGUCCAGAGCUUGAUUUAUGGACCGACCGGCAAAAAUCAACGCGGCAAAAGAACGCAGAACCGCCAACCAAAAUGUGACCACCGAAAAAGUAACCAAAACAACAAGCAUCCUUCAAAUUCAUGAGUCCUGCAAGAUUACAUGAUCCAAUCAAUAUUUAUUGUACUUAUUAACUUUAGAAAACGAAUCUAGUCGCCAUAGCACUAUUUAAACGAAGCAAUUUAGACUUUAUUACUAGAACAAUACGGUUGAACAUCGUAUUGAAGUACAAAGAUUAAGGAAUUGAAGAGACAGUACAAACGACUCGUGGGGCCCUAAUGUUGAUUUAUUAGUAAAUUGAUGUAUUAGAAGUUCCCUGAGAUAAAACGAUCAAGAUGUCCACAAGUUUCGAACACUCUUCAAUGAAGAGUAGCUUCUCGUUGUCAUCUUUGAGGAGCGCGCCCGCGCCGCCUGGCGGCCGCUGCGAACAACUCGAGCGGCCUUACCAUAGUCUCACUAAAAAGAGGAAGGAGCCAUGUCGCGAAGCGUGGCGCCGCAGCUGGGGGUCUGCAGCGAGCGGCGGCAGCGCCGGAGACGACCUGUGGCCGCUGCUGCAGCACCACUACGACUAUAUCAUGGACAACCAGAUCAUUGAUAGCUGCAAGGAAGCAAACGGCGAACUCCUUCACAGCUCAGUCCAGUGCCCGCGGCUUCUAAACCCGACAGCUGGGUUCAACCGUCAGUGGUCACUGAGCCAGCUGGUGGCUGAGUUUAACGAGCUCUGCCAGUGGCUCAGCCACGUGCAAGAGGAGAUCUAUUCUAGUCCCGAGAACUUGUCCAGUAGGAAGCUGAGGAUGAGUCGUAUGACGGAGCUGGUGUCAGUGGAACCGCGCCGCGCCAAGUUCAUCGAGCAGGCCACCGCUAUACUCGAACGUAUACCAGAAGCCAGUGCUGAAGUGACGUGGCGGAUAGAACAUUUGAAUGUGAAGUGGGAAGGUCUCCGGCUGCUACUUAGUCCUGAGCAGCAGCAUCGAGAGGGAGACAGUUCUGACACAGUUGACACAGCUCACGAGUUAAGAUGCCUGCGUCGCUGGCUGCACUGCAUGGAAGGCCGCCUGCCGCCGCCGUCACUCGCCGCAGCCCGGGGCGCGAACUACCACGACCUGCUGAGGAAACUCAGUGAACAUAAGGUAUUACAACGCGACGUGGAAUGCCACGGUCGGAUCGUGAGCUCGGUGGUGAGGCUCUGCGGCGGAGGAGACGCGGCUCGUGCGCUUGAACGUCGUUGGCAUCUGCUGUACCUGCGGGCGAUUGAGUGGCAGUGCCAUUUGGAAGCCUGUUUGGCUAGGAUUGAUAAUCAGGGCUGUUUGUCAGUGGAAGCUGCAAGCGACAGUGACGACGAGCCAGCAUUGAAGCAGCCGAGGCUCAGCAAGAAGGGUUCACCACGAAGACAGAGGACCCCGGUCAAUGCGCGACGAAGGGAUAGUUCGCUGGAUAGCAGACAGUCUGCGUCUGAGGAGGAACAAGAAUAUGUGCUAACGUACACUUGGCGAGGCUUCGGGUCGGAUUGCGAGUCUGAGUUGGAGCGCUCGCGCUGUACCGAGAUGGCGGACGAGAGGCGCGUGCCCGGCGCCUGUGACGUCACCGCGCGGACCACUGACCAGACCGUGCCCGCUACUGAUCAUGUCGAUGGCCUCGAAGUAUACAACGUCGGCAUCGAAGGAAAAUUGAAAACUCCGCCGACAGUAAUAAAAAGAAAGAAGCCAGUUGACACGUCGAAAUUUAAUCAAACAGAUCGAAAAUCAAAACAUUUGGCCACAUUCUACUUCAGACACCACGACACAGAUUCGGACAGACAAAUGAUUGAAACAGAGAAGUCACAAGAAGAAUCUUCAGAAGAAGAAUGGACUUACGUUGGUGGUGCUAAAAUUGGUAACGAGGACUCUACAGAUUUAAUGACGUCAUCAGUUGAAAUACAGUGCGAAUUACCAUUGGAUGAAAAGAAAGAAAAACCACCAUCGCCAAAACCGAAAUUGGAGUCAUCAACGCCGGAUUUAUUGAGAGUGGAAAGGUCCAAAGAUAUAGUGAGGUUAGUGAACCAAGCAGAGGAAUUGGUGCAGAAACAAGCGCUAUCGAAAAAGAAGGGUUCGAGGAGUUUUAAGCCGCUGUCGUUUGAAGAGGAGGGAAAGAAUGUUAGUAGGAACAAAAUGUCCAGGAUCAAGGAAUGGUUGAAUCAGAGCUCAGAGGGCAAGAAUGAUAAUAAUCAGUGCACAGAAAGCUAUGAUGCUUCAGGGGAAUACACAACUGAAAGUGAAGUGGACACCUCCCUGACAUCCGAAGAACGAAACAUCCACUCAUCCAUGGACAUGAGCACUUCUACUUGCACCGUUACUCCCACACACCACGCCAAGGUGACACUGCGCAAGAAGCGGGCUGGCAACAGCGCACGGCCGUGGUCGGUGUCGUGUUUGUCGCAGCUGAGCGGCGCCGGCGCAUCGCUCGCAGCCACACCCACCGCGGGCGACGUUGCCGCUAUGUCGCACAACAUGUCUAUCUCUGAAUCUGCUUUGAACACCCUCGCGUCUCCUCAGAGGGUGACGCCUUCUAACUCAAACUCGAAGCUUCGUGGAAGUUCUACUACGGUUCAGGGUCACGUCUCAAGUACGAACACGAUGACAGAAGCCUGCACGUCUUGCGUGGAGGCUGGCGACAAACAUGGCUGGCUCCGGCGUAAGAGGCUCAAACUGCGCAGAAAUAACACCGCUGUGAGGAGGGGGGAGAGGCUUGUGAAGUCCCUCUCCUUCUGCGGCAGGUUAAGCCCUGAGAUUGAGGAUAAGCACGAGAGAAGUGCUGCCAGUGACCCCGCUACAAGUAGGAAGAGCAGAUUCGACACAACUUCAACAUCAGGCAACGACAGCGACGAGGAACUUAUAAAGCAACAACUCGCCACCAUCGCCCACCUGCGCAAGAGCAUCGAAAAGACCCACAUAUCGACCCGGGAACCCGACAGUGCCAUUCCAGAGCAAAAUGAGGCCGAACCAGUGGCCCCGAGCUUCAAACUAGGCCCUGCUGGGGGCCCAGUAAGGCCCCGGCUAGCCAGAAGCCUAGAAAGAGAGAGGAACUUCAUAGCUCUAAGUUUAGGAGACCCCAGUCGGUUGUGGGACUUAUCUAUAGACAAGGACUCUGAUAUAGACAAAAGUGUGACUGCUGGCACUGAAGAGCAUAGCUCGUUUUCGGAGCAGGCGUGGGAUUUCUAUCAGGAAAAGUACAACUCGGAACCAUAUUCAGAAGCUCCCGAUUCGGAUGCAGCGCGUCGUCUCCUAGAGUUCGGCGAUGACUACCGAGCCUUCCUGGACUCGCAGUCGGACUGUUGCUCCAGCCUGUCCGCGCAGCCCGAAAACGACCAGAGCCCUAGUGGCACACGCCGGCGCCGUCCCCCCUCCGACGUGUCGCGAGAGCGCAGCCUCCCUCGGUACAAGCGACCCACCAGAAACUCGCCCAUAGAAACACCCUCCAGAAAACCCAAAAAGUCCAUGUCCAGCGCCGAACGCAAAAAGUCCCUCCUCGACAGUCUAGAACGAUCUAGAAACAACACUAGCAUCGAAAGCAGCGAAGGCGUUCGACGCCGCAAACCGUCAGAGAGCGAACGCAAAAACAGCAAGCGAUCGCCUGAGUUCGAUUUGCUCAACGUGCAGGCUCUGAGCCGCAGACGGCACAGCUCGAACUUGACCAGUGAUGAGAUCAACAGUUCGUUGGAGUACACUGAAGUGAACAACCGGCCGGACAUACUGGACUCGCUGAGCAGACGGAGGAGGACGGACAAGGACGGGGAGUCGGAGUUGCAGAAGAUCGCGCUAUCGGAGCUGCGGCGGCGGUCGACGGAGAGCGCGGACUCGGAGGGCGAGUCGUCGAGCCCGGUGAAGCGGCGCUGGGGCGAGUCGGACUCGGAGGCGGAGGGCGCGCGGGCGCUGCUGCGGCGCUCGGGCGCGGCGCUGGACGCGGCGGAGGCGCAGCUGGCGCGCCACGACGCCUCGCCCGACCUGCUGCGCGCGUUCGACUACACGGAGAUCGUCACUCGGUGCCGGGAAAAUAUCAACCUAUUAGAUGCGGCCCUGGCUGGCGGCACGCUUUCUACCACUUUGCAACGAGACGUUAGAGCGGUAUCAGCAAGAUGGUCAGCUCUACGCGCGGCGGCGACCAGACGCGGUGGUGCGCGACGCCUGCGCAGGGAAAUGGCGGCGCUCCGGGAGACACUCGACGAUAUAUGCGAGCCCGGAGACUGCGCCCCUCAGCCACAUACCAGAGCUCAGCUGCAUAGGAGGAUUGAGGAGUUGAAGGAGCGUCUAUCCCGCCUGCUAGAAUGCAAGGUAUCCAUGUUAAAACUGACCGUGUCAGUGCGUCGUGCUCUGGGAGACAUGGAGAAUGAUGACGGCGGCCUUGGUGCUGAUCUGGCAGCUUUGCUAUCUGCGUGGGAUGAUGCUCAUCAACGGACUUCAAACGAGCUUCUAUCUUUGGAAAAAGCAGUCUGUGCUUGGGCAGAAUGGGAGAGUGCUCUUAGAGAACUCCAAGGUGCUUUGAGAGGUGACCUGGCAACUCUGGAAGCCUUGAGGGACCGUGGUGCCAUUACUGGGGACCAGACCGAAGUCGCCGCCCAAAUUAGGCAACUGGCCGCGUCUCUUGUGGAUAAGAAGAAGGGUGGUUCAACAUGCGACUCGCUCUCCGACUCCGGUAUAUCGGACGGCGACAGCGAGGGCGCCGGGCGCCGCGCGCGACGGCUGAGCGCUCUGCGAGAGCUGGCCAGGCGCUUGCAGGCUGCGCUGGCGCCGAAUUCACCGGCUCAGAGGGCUAUUGCUAAGCGUAUGGAGCAAACAGAGAACGAAGUGCGUACACUACAAGAAUCGUGUCGCGCUUUAGUUGAGCUCAGCAUUCCGGAUCUGAAGAUUGAGGAGGAAACCAGGGACAACAGCAUUGCUGCGGUUGCCGGCAGCAAAACAGGGUCUGGCGACCCCGACUACAGUCCCCGAGGAGGUUGGGUGUGGCGAGUACUGCGGUCCUCACUGCCCAUACAGUUGUGCCUCGUGGCGCUACUCUUGGCCGCUUGGCUGGUUGAGAGGCCUCGUUGUUGCGACGCCCUCAACUCCCUCGCUCAAACACUCACACCACAGCUCCGCUACGUACGAGGCCCUCCCCCAGUCUGAACCACUAAACCUGCAAACCCACGUGACAAUCACUAGCUAGCUAGCUAAAGGUUUCAGUAUUCAGCACGCCUUUUGUGCUAACGCCAAUUUGAAGUAUUCAAACGGCUUGGAACUGUGACGGUUUUUUGAAUGUAGAACGAGUUCGUUCCGAAAGUUGACGAAAGUCAGGAUUGCGUGAAGCAAUAAUUAAUUAUUAUUUUACUAACAUUUUGACUAGACAAUGGUUAGAAUGAGUAAAGGUUUUGAUUGACGUUGUUACUAACAUAGAAACGUAUCUAUGGAGAAUUCCAGAAAUGACGUACUGACAUGUAGAAGUAACCAAGUUAUGAUUAUGUUUAACAUGAAGAUUUUUAAACUACAUAGAUGUGACCGAAAUAUUGGAAUGACUAACGUUUAGCAAGAUGAAGUUAAUUAAGAUCUAUUCGCAUUAUUAGACAUUUUAAUUGCUCACAGCAAAAAAAAGUUCAAAUUGAAAAAGUGUUCCAAAAAAAUAAUAAAUCAUCUGUAUCAGAUGAAGUUCAAAAUAGUUAGUCUAUAUUUUAGUAAUAAUGUACUAACAUUGACAAACGUUUCUUAAGUUUGUCUGUAGAGUAGAAGCAUGCCUAUUUUAGUACAAUUAUUUGAUAGAUUACUUAAAAUAGGUGAGAAUGCGCUGUGUGACAGAUAUUCUGCUGAAAACAAUAUUUUUCAAUAAAAAUAGAUUUUUAAUGACUUUUUCAUGAGUUCACGUGACCAGGCAUGAGUUUUGGUGGGUUAUUCUGGUUUAUAUGUGAGAGAUAUUAUUAUAUACCUAGUGUAUAUUUAUAUAAUAUUUUAUAAUCAAUGCAGGCUACCUUUGAUAGCCCUGCAACAGAGCAACCGCACUGAAUCAUUCACUGGCUGGUAUAAAAAAACGGGGACCAAAGAGGCUAGCUUGAUUUGACUUUUGUAAUACUAUCCAUUGCUUGGGAGAAGAGCAUAAAAUCUUUCUCAAAUAUGAAAAAAAACAAGUCAAAUUAAGCAAGCAGGCUUAUCAUAAGUUCAUGUUUAAGGCCCCAACUUAAGUCAGUUCAAUGAAAAAGUCACUAAAAAUCUAACAUUUAAGACAACGACAACUUAUUUCUUCCUCGAAAUAGAAUUAUCAGUUCUCAUUUUAAUGAGUUAUCGUCGUGGCCUUACCUGAAAAAUAUUUAUAAAGACUGAUAAACUAGUGUUUCAAUUUAACAAACAUUUGAUUCAAUACAUAUCUAUAAUUCUUAGUAAUUUUAUUGUGUCAAUCACGAAAAACCAUGAAUCUAAAUAGCAAACACAUUUUCAUUUUCACUGUUUUCUGGUGACAUACACAAAAAAUAUAAGGCCCAAUAGUAAUUGGUCCGUGAAAAUAACUAUUUGCGUACAAACGACAGCAGAUCAACCUACCUCCAAAUGACAAAUUUCUUCAAUAGAUUUUCAACCUUAUCACAAUAAAGGAAGGUUAACGUUUGAUUGAUAAAAUUUGACAGAUUCGGAUAGGUUGAUCUGCUAGUGUAUGUACAUUGUAUAGUGAAUAUUACGAGCCUUGAUUAUAAAUCAAUAUGAAUCAUUUUCAAAUCUUAUUAAUAAUUUCGUCAAUUUUAUUCUCAUCAAUCACUAUCCAAAUAUUAUAAUCGAAUACCAUUGAAUAAAUUAUGAUGUGCCUGAUUAAAUAAAAAUAUUAUUCAUUGUUAUUGAUUUUCUGUUUUAUAAUUAAAUAUUUAGUUUUUAAUAUGUGUAACUAUUUAUUGUAUUGUCAAUUAUUUGUUGAUUUAUUUUUAAAUAACUAUAUUAUGUCAAUUAUAAUACUUUUCCCCUUUUAGCCAUGAAUUUUCUAGGACAUUUUAAUAUUAUUAUUAAAUGUUUAUAUACUUUUUAUUUUUCUUAAAUAUACUUCUCAAAAUCUAGGCAGACUGUAUUCAGUCUGAAUAUUCAAUUUAAAAAUACGUAAACGUAAACAUACCUUAUUGUGUUUCUUUACGUACCGGUUUACAUAUUUUUUUCUACCAAUCAACAUAAUUUACUGCGUGGGCAACACUUGCUCAUAAUAUGUUGCUCAGACAUUAUAUUAUAAUAUGCCAUUGAUUCGGCAAUUUAAAUAUACACUACAGUAUUUUAUCCAAAAUUUGUAGGUAUCAAUUAAGGAUGUAGAGUAGAAACUAGCAACUGUCUCUCUAACGGUUAAAAUAUUCUAAUUUUAGCUCAAAAUGUACCUUCUGAAAAUAUUGUAAAAAAAUUAAAUGGUUGAUCUGAAAGAGAUAAACUUUAUCAUAUUGAAAACAGAAUUAUAUAAAAUUGGAAUUUUAGUUUUCCAGAUUUUUUGUCUUUUGGUCUAGGUACUAAAGUUGUUAUGCUUUCGAUGUGUGAGCCAAGUCCUUACAGGACAGAUGUAAUGUAAAAUGCCUUAGUGUGACUGUCUUGAGUGGCGCAUUCUUAUAACGAAUGUAUAAUUAGUAUGUAAUUAAGUACACUCUCCCUGUGGUUUGCUAAAAACGCUUUUUUGGAUUGUUUUUAUCCCAUCGGGUAACUAGUAUUUUGAAAUUUUAUUAUUGUAAAAAAACCACAGCGAAAGUACUUCCAACAUUCUAUAAUUUUCUUAAUAAGGCAGUCAGUGCCCCUAGUAGUGUGUCAUAUUUCUUUUAAUUUUUUUAAUUUAGUGUAUAACUAGAUAAUUGGAAGAAAAUAGACAUGCGACGGAAAUGCAUUUAAUUUUUUCUUUCUUCGAAAGGGCUCGAGAGCGUAUGAUUAAUCGGUUGCAUUAUAAUAUGUUGGCUUUUGGAAUGGAAAUAAAAUUUUGAAUUUUAAA